GAUGCUGAGAAUGUUUCUGAUGGUUUAUUUUUCAUUUUAUUCUUUUCAGGGUUAUGACUUUUUACAAUUUUCGUAAGUAAAAUAUUUCUACUCAAAUGUAUUUUUUAUCAUUCCUCAUCUUUGCUUAGUUAUAUUUUUUUCUCAGGAAGAUGUCUACACUCUGUUCACCCGACAACCAUUGGGACAAUACGAUGGGAAUUUGCAGAGAAUGUAGUCCUGGAUUUUACGGGAAGAAUUGCUCUAGGCCUUGCAGAUAUCCCAACUAUGGGCUUUCUUGUCAGAACAAUUGCCAAUGCAGUAAAGAAUUAUGUAGCAAUGUAUUGGGAUGUCACAGUGAUAAUAUCAAAGCAUUGAAUAUAGUUAGAAAGUUUAUAACACAAGAAUGUCCUGUUGGUUUUUAUGGACCCAAUUGUUCAAAACCAUGUCGGUUUCCAAAUUAUGGUUUAGGAUGUCAAAGAAUGUGCAGAUGCAAUGAAUCAGACUGCAACAAUAUAAUAGGAUGCACCGUUGGAAUGGAUACAACUGUAGUUACAGAGUCUUACGAAUUAGGGAACCAUUUUGAAAAUUCCUCGAUGGUGGUGAGAACUGUGAUAUUAGCAUCAACAAUAACCGGUGCUUUGGUCAUCAUACUUUCAAUUAUAAUUGUAACUGUUUUAAUAAGAAGACGAUUUAGACGAGUUUUUACUACUGAAAACCGUGAUAACAUACAUUAUAUUUGAUGUUUUAACGAUGCUAGAAGUUGAUUCUAAUGUUCUUAAUGUGAGCCUAGGUAAAAUGUAAACUGUGUUAUAUUUUUUUAAUCGGAUCGAUUGUAUUAUAAAUGACUAGUGGACUUCUGGUACAUUUUGGGAACAAAUGCUUGAAAUUUUUUUUUUUAUGCUAUGAUGCUGAA
Magallana angulata is the source of this 892-nucleotide messenger RNA. Its product is annotated as multiple epidermal growth factor-like domains protein 10. The transcript is spliced from 4 exons. Bases 150 to 719 code for a protein of 189 amino acids. Gene Ontology annotation, molecular function: scavenger receptor activity. Lineage: Eukaryota; Metazoa; Mollusca; Bivalvia; Ostreida; Ostreidae. The record is from RefSeq and is a predicted model, not a curated record.